CAAAAUGCAACCCUUCCUAGCGGCUGUUCUGCGGCUGCUCGUCGGACUGCUGAAAGUUACGGUGCGCCGUGUUUGGCUAAAGCUGCGACCACCUUCGCCAAACACCUGCGUCACCGUUACGAUCGGACCGGGCAAGGUACGCGGUGUUACGGGUGUGACGGACGGUGGUGCACAGUACCACCGCUUCAAGGGCAUUCCCUAUGCCGUGCCUCCAGUCGGUGAUCUACGCUUUCGGCCCCCGGUACCGCUGGAAUCGUUUCAAAAGCCUGUGCUGGAGUGUUUCGUCGAAGGUAGCAAGUGUUUGCAGUACGAUCAGAUUCUUGCCCUGCUGGUUGGAUCGGAAGAUGGGUUGUUUCUUAACGUUUACACUCCGCAACUACCGGACGAUAGCUCUGCCGGCCUUCCCGUGAUGGUGUACAUCCAUGGGGGAGGAUUCCUGAGCGGUAGUGGUGACUCGUUUCUGUACGAUCCGAUCUACUUCGUGGAGCAGCGUGUGGUGAUCGUCACGUUCAACUAUCGGCUUGGACCGCUUGGAUUCCUUAGCUUCCCCGAGGCCGGUAUUGAGGGGAAUGCUGGCCUGAAGGAUCAGUUACUGGUGCUGCAGUGGAUCCAGCAAAACAUUGCCGCUUUCGGAGGUGAUCCGACCAAGGUGACGCUGUUUGGCGAGAGUGCUGGUGCUAAGGCGGCCUAUCUGCACUAUCUAUCACCUGUCUCGAGAAAAUAUUUCCAUCGAGUGAUCUGUCAGAGUGGAGUCGCUUGUUCCGACUUUGCCCUGCAAGUCGAUCCAAGUGCGAAGGCACGUAAGCUAGCAAAGUGUAUCGGCUACCAAGGAUCCUCCGAUAGGGAGGCACUGGAUGUCCUCCAGAAAGCUCCAGCAAAGGAGCUAUUCAAACACCAAUUGGAAACGUUAGCGGACAGUGAACGACACCAAGAACUUCAGUUCCCAUUCCGUCCCGUCGUUGAAAACGAGCACACCGAUGCCAUCGUUGUUCAGCAUCCGCUGGACGCUCUGCAAACCGACCUCGAUCCUCCCAUUCCCAUCAUUACCGGGUGUAACAGUGGUGAAGGUAUGGUCGCACUGGCCAAGGCACAGAAACAUCUCAACGAAUACAACAUCCACCCGGAACGGUUACUGCCUCCCAUGCUACAACUCCCCCCAGGUGUCAAUGGGAAAGAGUUGGCCAAAAAGGUCAAACAAUUCUACUUCCAAACACGUCCCAUAAGCAGUGACACACUGCCAGAGCUGAUGGAUGUUCUGUCAGACAAUGAGUACAUCACAGCCACUGUGACUGCCGCCGAGCUGGUGGCCAAGUAUCAGCCGAAGGUGAAGCACUAUUGUUACUACUUUACACACGAUGGACGGUUGGGGAAUAUUAAGCACUUGCUUAAUAUGGCGCACGUUCCGGGUGUCUGUCACGGGGAUGAUGUGUUUUACAUGUUCCGGUCAGCGCUUAAUGCAACACUGUCGGAACAUUCGGAUGAAACGAUCGUACGGCAAGCGUUCGUAAGGAUGUGGAGUAAUUUUGCUUACGAAGGAGAUCCAACACCGGACGGUGGAGAUCGUUCGAAGGACCUCACGAGAUGGGAUCCCGUAGAACCAUGCGCUGGGAAGGAUUACUUCAGGUUGCGGUGUCUGCAGAUUGAUGCGAGCUUGAAGAUGGUGCCGAAUCCUUUCCUAAAACGGACCAAGUUUUGGAGAGAUCUGUUCCGGACGUACGGAUAUGGUUCGAGAAUGUUACCAGAGUGAGAUGUGGGUAUUACUUGAUCUCUAAGGAAGUAUCUUCGCCUGCUGAGUGCCUCUUCAAUAUACUGCUGAGUAGAUUGAUUGACCUCGAAUAAGUAUUGAUUACGGAUUUCGUCUUAGCAACCUGUGUUGCCAAGAUACCGGUCCAUGACACGCUAAUAAAAUAAUCCCAAGCGAUUCGCAACUACGAGCUAGUAA
Anopheles stephensi (Asian malaria mosquito) is the source of this 1942-nucleotide messenger RNA. RefSeq names its product esterase B1-like. The coding region runs from base 5 to 1747 and encodes 580 amino acids. Lineage: Eukaryota; Metazoa; Arthropoda; Insecta; Diptera; Culicidae. The record is from RefSeq and is a predicted model, not a curated record. Gene Ontology annotation, molecular function: hydrolase activity. The transcript has 4 exons.